AUGGCAUUCUACGAGGUGUUACUGUCCUCCCAAAAUAUUCUGGGUUUGGAAAUACCCAGGAUUAUUGCCGGCUUGAGUUUUUUACUCGCUGCAAUCCUCGCCGUCAGGCUCGUGCGUCGCAUCUACCGAGUAUGUUGGAACCCUCUCAAAAACUUUAAAGGUCUCCCAGAGGCCGCGGUCUCGGAGGACUGGCUAUACAGGACUACUGAAUUCGGCACUGCUGAGCAGGUCUUUGAGGCUCUCCACCGCAAGUACAGUAGGUGUCCCGUGGAUGCGGACCAGUAUCCUCUUUUCAGACGAAGGCAUAUCCCAAGUAUUCUCCCUUCUAUGAUGGGUUCAACACUCCCCACAGCCGGUGGAAGUAUGGGACUUGAGGAAUCCGAGGAUUGA
Messenger RNA from Penicillium vulpinum, 390 nucleotides. Its product is annotated as cytochrome P450. Lineage: Eukaryota; Fungi; Ascomycota; Eurotiomycetes; Eurotiales; Aspergillaceae. The record is from RefSeq and is a predicted model, not a curated record. The transcript has 2 exons. The coding region runs from base 1 to 390 and encodes 129 amino acids.